UUUUCUGGGGUUUUCUUCUCUCCUUCUACUGCGUUCGUUUUCGUCUUUUUUUUACAAAAGAAGUUCAGAAUCAGUUUUGGUUCUGUUUUUUAUUUGGUUUUGAUUUGAUAGCAUGGUUAGACCCAAAAAUGAUCAGAUGAAUUUUAUUCGCUGUGUCUAGAUUGAUCGAAUAUAUAUAGAGCAUGUAAUAUUUUUUUUUUAAUGAAAAUUGAUCGAAUAUAAAAAUACUCAAAAAGAAGAUAUUGUUACCAAAAAAGGGUAACAAGAUGGAGAAGAUCUGUGUAGCAGUCAGGGUGAGGCCGCCGACGCCGGAAUCAUCAUCAUCGGAGAACGGAUCUUCUCUCUGGAAAGUCGAAGACAAUCGCAUCUCUCUUCACAAGUCACUCGACACCCCAAUCUCAACCGCUUCUUACGCUUUCGACCAUGUGUUCGACGAAAGGUCUACGAACGCAUGCGUCUACGAACUUCUUACCAAGGAUAUCAUUCAUGCCGCCGUCGAGGGUUUUAACGGUACUGCGUUUGCUUAUGGGCAAACUAGUAGUGGAAAGACGUUUACAAUGACGGGUUCUGAGACUGAUCCAGGGAUUAUUCGAAGAUCUGUCAGAGAUGUGUUUGAUAGAAUACAAAUGAUAUCGGACCGUGAGUUUCUCAUCCGGGUUUCGUACAUGGAGAUUUAUAAUGAAGAAAUUAAUGAUCUUUUAGCUGUUGAGAACCAGAGACUGCAAAUUCAUGAACAUUUGGAGCGUGGAGUGUUUGUUGCUGGUCUUAAGGAAGAGAUUGUUAGUGACGCUGAACAGAUUCUAAAGCUUUUAGACUCUGGAGAAGUUAAUAGGCACUUUGGCGAGACAAACAUGAACGUUCAUAGUAGCAGGUCCCAUACCAUCUUCAGAAUGGUGAUUGAGAGCAGGGGAAAAGAAAACUCUUCUACGGAUGCUAUCCGUGUCUCAGUCUUGAAUUUGGUUGACCUGGCUGGAUCUGAGCGUAUUGCUAAAACCGGUGCUGGUGGAGUGCGCUUGACAGAAGGGAAGUACAUUAAUAAGAGCUUAAUGAUUCUUGGUAAUGUUAUCAAUAAGCUAAGUGAAAGUUCAAAGCUAAGAGCACAUAUUCCUUACCGAGACAGUAAGCUAACUAGAAUUCUUCAGCCUGCACUUGGUGGUAAUGCCAAGACUUGCAUUAUAUGCACUAUCGCACCAGAAGAGCAUCAUAUUGAGGAAUCAAAAGGAACUCUCCAAUUUGCAAGCAGAGCCAAACGCAUCACCAACUGUGCUCAAAUCAAUGAGAUCUUGACUGAUGCUGCUUUGUUGAAACGCCAAAAAUUAGAGAUAGAAGAACUAAGGAUGAAGCUUCAGGGAUCCCAUGCUGAGGUGUUGGAACAAGAGAUAUUAAAGUUAAGCAAUCAGAUGCUUAAGUAUGAGUUAGAAUGUGAAAGGCUAAAAACACAACUGGAAGAAGAGAGAGGAAAACAGAAGGAGCAGGAGCAAUGCAUCAAGGAGCAACAGUUAAAAAUUGAGAACUUAAACAAUCUUGUCACUAAUUCAGACUUUAAGAAGAACCAGUCAGAGGACUUUAUUAGUUUAAGAAGGACUCAAGUUGGGCGAUGCAAUGUCAAUGAUAGCAGCGGUUUUCCUGGGACUCCUUGCUUCGAAUCAGCUGAACCUUCCUUUGUGGUUGCUCGGUCGAAGUACUCAGGACUAUCUGAUUUUAGUCCAAUGGUUGAUUCACUGGGGGACGUGGCCGAUGAAGACACUUGGACAAAACUAAACAAGGGUUUUGUCCCAGACCUUGAUCAACUCCAGUUUACACCUGCAAUUAAAAGGCAACCCACUCCAUUAAUUGCUGCAACCACGAGACACGUGGAUGCAUAUGGUCUCUUUAUUCGCUCCCCUUUUCAUAUCAGCAUGCACACAAACACUCUGGUGCAUCAAUACUGGCUGGAAUGCUCGCGUGAAAAUCAGAAAGUGGUGGAAGAUCUCAAAAGUCAGAUUGAGUUGCUGACCAGUGAAAAGGACAGCCUGCAGGUAAAAUUCAGCGAACAAGUAGUACUGAACAACAAACUUUUGGGAGAGAUAUCUGAGCUCAAAGAAGGAACGCUUCACAUGAAAGAAAUUCCAAAACUGUUAUCUGAGUCGGUUGCUAAUUGCAAGGAUGUAUACAAGGACGUGAUAGUCACAAUGAAGACCUUAAUGGCUGAGAAAGAAUCUCCGACAGCAAAGCUAUUCUUUGGUGUAACUGGAAUCACAACAAGCCUUCUUUCAACUCUAGAAUCACAAUUCUCAAUGAUAUUGGAUGGUCAGAAAGCGGGUAGCAUCAUAGAUCAUCCUUUAUAUGAUCAAUGGGAAACACUUCGUGUUAGUCUGAAGAACACAGCCUCAAGCCUGCUGUUAGACGCACAAGCAAAAGAUGAAAUUCUUAACUCCCACGACAAGGGACAAGAAGCGGGUGCAAUGGAGGAGAAGCUGAAGUCUGAGCUCAGCAUAGUCAAGGAAAGAUAUAACGAGCUGGAGAAAGAGUUGUCUUUGGAUAAACUGCUUCUAAAAGCUUCAAGAGAGAGCCAUGAGAGGCUGGAAAAGGAAGUACAAUUCCUGAAGGAAGAAAGAGAUUCAUUAGAUGUAGCAGUCUCUCAAUCAACUCAGAGGUUGAGAGUGAUUGCAUCUGAUAAAGAGAAUGCUUUGAAAGAUCUUAAUGUGGAAGUGAAGAGAAGGAAAGAGAUGGAGGAAGAGAUUAAGCAAAUCAGCUUUGCCUUCUCUAGCAGGCAGAAGUCUCUUAUGUCUUUUCACAAUGAAAUCAAAUCCAAAAUGCAGAAACUAACAACGCAGAAUCCGAAAUUGAAGUAGCAGAAACAGCUGUUUGUGUUAAAGUUUAUGCCAUUGUUACAACUAGCUCAUGUGUUAUUUAUGUAACAACUCAUUACUGGUACUCCAAUAUUAUCUAAAACUAAAGUUCGGCUUUGAUAGUA
This is a messenger RNA of Brassica napus (rape), 2956 nucleotides long. RefSeq names its product kinesin-like protein KIN-7N. Gene Ontology annotation, molecular function: microtubule binding; microtubule motor activity; ATP binding. The transcript is spliced from 20 exons. The record is from RefSeq and is a predicted model, not a curated record. Gene Ontology annotation, biological process: microtubule-based movement. Bases 267 to 2834 code for a protein of 855 amino acids. Lineage: Eukaryota; Viridiplantae; Streptophyta; Magnoliopsida; Brassicales; Brassicaceae.